This is a messenger RNA of Cutaneotrichosporon cavernicola, 480 nucleotides long. RefSeq lists its product as uncharacterized. The record is from RefSeq and is a predicted model, not a curated record. The transcript has 3 exons. Bases 1 to 480 code for a protein of 159 amino acids. NCBI's taxonomy places the organism in Eukaryota, Fungi, Basidiomycota, Tremellomycetes, Trichosporonales, Trichosporonaceae.
AUGAACGAGAAGCCCGCUUAUUACAACACACCACCUGCUGGCUACGGCCUGCCUCAAGGAUACCCUGGUCAGCCUCCCCAGCAGCAAUACGGCGGUCCCCCGCAGUACGGCCAGUACCCGCAAGACCAGUCCCCACAGCCUUAUUACCAGCCACCUCCAGGCCAGAUGGCGCAGUACGGGGCGCCCGGAGCGCAGCAGCAGGGUACAGCUCAGUCCUACUACCAGCAGCCUGGGCAGCCCCAGCAGCAGUAUUACCCUCCUCAGCAGCCGCAGCAGUAUUACCCUCCUCAGCAGCAGCAGACGCCUGCGCCUGCGCCGGCACCCGCACCUCAGGAGCAGCACCACGACAAGCCGAAGAAGGACGGUAAGGUCGGCAAGAUCUUCAAGAAGAUCGGCGACGGCAUUGUCCGCGGCUUCGGCUGGGGUCUCGGCAUGCGCAUGGCCAAUGAGCUCGUCAACGCUUGCUGCCGCGCAUGCUAA